AUGACGAGCUACCGAGUAUUCACUGGAGAUGACAAAGGACAACUCAAGUCAGUCGCCUUUGAUAUCCCGGGAAGUGAAAGUACGAGUCAUAUAUCGACGACGACGAUACAGAUAGGCGCCGACAACAAAUCACCACUUCAUAGGCUUCAAUGUCACAGAGACUCCGAUUCAGAUACUGGUAUCCUCGCUACAGCGCGUGCUGAUGGUCUUAUUACGACGUAUUCUUACACUACUGGUUCCAAUGAGCUGAAGGAGCUAUCGAGCUGGAGUGAGACCCGCAUGAAGAACUCUGAUAGAUUCGUUGGAUUACAUGCAUUUCAACGCAGAAAAGGAUGGCUUACUUGCACACAUAAUGGGAGACUACGACUUUCAAAUACUUUUGGCGAGCGCUCAGAUUCGGAUCCACCUGCCGACCUGUUUGCUUCAUUGCCGAUGAGACUAAAUGAUUUGCGAUUGUCACCUUCUUUUUCUUCACUCGCAUACGGAGGAGACGAAGUCGAUCUCUCAGUGUGGGAUGUAGAACGCACAUUCUCAGAUAAACCGCAAUCCACAGAUGAAGUUGGGAAGAAGCGGAAAAAGGGAAAGAACGAGUUGAUGUAUGCUGAAAUAUGGCGUGCAAAACAGCUUCCAAAUGAUUCACUUUCUCUCCCUCCCGAACCAGCAAUCAUCCUUUCACAUCGUCACGGGGAACAAAAAUGGCGCAUUGAGACGGUUCGAUACGCGAACAGCCCGAAGACCAGUCUCCAUUGGGAGAACAUCGCCAAAAUAGGGGGAAUUCGAAACAUCGAGCCAGGCAGGAAUGAGUACGAACUCUUUGUUUCGGACAACGGCUCUAGCCUAUCCUCCAUUGAUGUCCGAAGCGGAAAAAUAUGUUACUCUUACAAAGGCCUGCCGAGUGCCGCCACUUCGUUCUCGCCGGUAGCUAAAUCUCAUCUGGCUUCCGUCUCCUUGGACCGGGUAUUCAGGUUGCAUACGGUCUAUCCACCACCUCCCCAAGCUAAUGAGCAGCAGCUCAAAAAGGGGGAAGUUAUUGGGCAAGAAUUCCUCAAAAGCACUCCGACUGCCAUUAUAUGGGAUAAAUUCGAAACUCAAGUCGCUACAGAGGACGGCGACGAGGAGGACGUGUGGGAGGCAAUGGAGGUUCGCGGUGAAGAGGAUGAUGGCUCAAUAGACGAAGAUGAAAGUGAGGAUGAACAACCUCGAAAAGCACGUAAACGCAGCCGCAAGUAA
Messenger RNA from Rhizoctonia solani, 1230 nucleotides. RefSeq lists its product as uncharacterized. Gene Ontology annotation, biological process: ribosomal large subunit biogenesis. Gene Ontology annotation, molecular function: protein binding. The record is from RefSeq and is a predicted model, not a curated record. Bases 1 to 1230 code for a protein of 409 amino acids. Gene Ontology annotation, cellular component: nucleolus; preribosome, large subunit precursor. The transcript has 7 exons. Lineage: Eukaryota; Fungi; Basidiomycota; Agaricomycetes; Cantharellales; Ceratobasidiaceae.